AUGGGUCAGACAACCUCAGCUACGGCACUCGAGAUAGACGUGCAGCACCAGCAACAGAUGCCGAGAACUUACGGGCAAGAAGAAGACCUUCCCUGCGCCUCGGAGCUCAUACACAGGUUCGUUGGUGAGGAUGCUGCACGACUGCGACGGUCGCAGGUGGAACUACAGGUUGGCAUCUCACUAGAAGCAGCGGUUGCGAUGAUCAGCGCGUAUGGGCAACCGUCGACCCUGUUGCUUGCGUUGCCUCCUUCAGAGGAGGAAACAGGCGCAGCAAGUUCCGGUCGCAAUCUCAGCAGCAGCAGCUCUGACAGCAGUAACAGCAGUAAUAGAAGCACCAGCAGUAGUCGGGUAGUAGUGGAUAUUCAGGUGUCACCAUGUGGGUUGUUCAUAGCUGUUCUUUCUCGUUGGGGGAUUCUUGUGUAUAGCAACGGGCAAUGCCGCAUGCUCCUAGGCCGAUGUUUGGUACCUCGAGACUCUGAGGUGUACGGCCGCUUGUGUUGCUGUUGCUGGGCCUCGGAUUCGUCUGCCAUUUUCGUCAGUGCCGACCCGCUGGCUUGUGUGUGCGUCUUCUCCAUUCGAAGCAGCAGCGCGGGGAGCAGCGGGCUUCUGCAGCAGCAGCUACAGGAGCUCCAUCCGCAAUCAACAGCGAGCACGGAACCUUUGACUGCAGGUGCAGCAGCAGUAGCAGCAGCAGCAGCAGUAGCACAACCAGCCGGGAGUGAAAGCUGGCUCAUGGAAGGCUUUUCCACAGCCGGUGAUACGCGGUUUCCGGGCGACUCUGGCAGUAUCAGCGAAGGCGACAGUCAAGGCAGUGAAGCGGAAGAGGAGCAUAUGCAGCCAGCAGCAGCAGAGAAUGCUUUCACGGCUGAAGAAGCCAUACGGUCCCUGCCUUCAAUGAUAACCGCAUACCGGCCUCCCAAUACUUCUCCUUUGUCUGUCUCCUUUUGCUUACUUCUGCGCCUUCCAGUGAGACCCUCAGCACUCUGCUGCUCGUCGGUGCAGCGACAACAGCUGCUACUGCUCGCAGGCUGCAGCAGACAACCUGCCCUCUUCUGGCUCCACCUGGGAGGGCUUAAACAGGUGUUGGGGUGUUUGUACAUCAGCGAUUUGCUACGAGUAGCCAAGAGAGCGGGCGUAUGCCCUGGAAAUUCUGGCCCUCCGUCGGCAGCAGUUGCAGCUUCUGGGGUUGCCUAUACAUCGGCGGCGCGAGCAGCCUGCUCAGGAGCAGCGUACCAAAAUAAGAGCACUGGCGCUACUGGUGGGUGUGGCUGCUCGUGUAGCGCCUGUGCGGGUCGCUGUUGUUGCUUUCUGGAGCAACCGUCACUCCGGCAGAUCCGACGUAAAAGCAGCAGCAACGGCACGUCAGCAGCAGCAGAAGCCUCGAUAGGAGCAGCAACGUCGCCUUCCUCUAGACAGUGCAGAUGCCUAGGGAGGCGCAGGCUCAUUACUUACCUGUUCCAUCCCAAGGGUUUUGCUGCUGUGACGGAGCUUCUGCGGCUUCCUCUCUGUCAGCAGGACGGACAGCUCUUGCCCGAUCUUCCGGAUGUCUUUCUCUCGGGAGUCGCUGCUCGGAGCCUUGGGAGCCCUUCACCUACGUCAGUGGGACACAGGAGCGCUCCAGCCAGCACAAGGUGCUCGCGAUUGACACAUGCGAUGCAGGCGCUUCGGACAAAUGGAUGCGACAGCUUUGCCGAGUGCAACAGCGGGAAUCCAACAGAGGAUGACGUAGUUGGGACUAGUCAUUUUCACCGCUGUGACCAGGGUCGCAAGGUUGGGGAGCCGUUACCUGCCAGCACCUCUCAGCGGCAGCUGCACGAAGGCGCUCUGCUCAGCAGCGACGACAGCAGCACGGGGAGCGUCAGCAGUAGCCGCCCUAGCACUACUACAAACUGCAACAACAAGGACAGCCUUGCCGUUAAGGGAACAGAAGCGUUCAGAAGCAGCCAGAGUACAGGCGCAAGGGAGACAAGGGCAGAUUCUCUUGCUUCGGCCGUUUCAUUUUGGGGGGCUAGAGAAGGCAUUGACAGCAACCUUUUCGACGGAGCAACAGCUGCAGCUGCAUGGGGGCCCAGCAGCAGUAGCGGGGGCACCAGCGACGACGGAGUAUUGCCGCUGGGGUGCAGCAGGCUUCCUACGAGAGGGCCGCGCAGCGCUCGGCGGCUAGAUCUGCGAGAGGAGAAACGGGGAGGUGGGAAGCGGUUAAUGCAUAGCCUGACGGAUGACGUCUUGUCGGAUUAUGAGGCCCUGUAUGCGCGCUGCUGCGGGGGGGUGCGCCAGCUGCAGCUGAAUCGUCGACUUGACCUCUUAGCUGUGGUUACAGCCGCAGGGGAGCUGCUUCUGCUGGCCUGGCGCUUUCCCAUAAGGGGUUAUACUCAAGUGGAUGAGCUCGACGAAAUUGGUACUCCAGCUAAGGGUGCAGUGAACGAGCAACGCCCUAAGGGCCCCCUGGCUAUCCAGAGGCAAUUGCAGCAACUGAAACGGGAAGUUCCAACGUCAGCCACAGCAGAAACUGGAACAGAUACAGCUAAAACGCCCGAUUUGAAUAGUGGGAGCAGACAGCUGAGCGGUGGUAGAUGCACAAGCAGCAAUAUCCACAGCCCCUGCAGGGGCUGCGGAAGCAUCUCUAUAGGGGCGACCAUGGACGGGCGCGUCGCAAUAGGGCAUUCUGCACGUGAAGGCUUUAUGAAUGCUCUCUCGGUUCCGGCGACCGGUUACAGCAACAGUACCACUAAUAAGCUGAGGCCUUGGCGGCCGCUGGGGCUCCAGCUCAGGGCAGAAGCAGUGUGUUGCUGCGCGCUUAACGGGGGACGCAGUCUCUUAGCAGUGGGCCUCGAGAGUGGUGCUGUCGAGGUGUACAAGCUAAUGUGGCCUAGGAACCCAGCGCAACGAGCUCGUCGCUCUUGUAAGCUGCAGCAGCAGCAAACGCAGCAACGCCAGACUAGGCGCACCCACAGGAAUGUUGAACGCGAUGGCUUUACGCUGUUCCCGCAGCUGCUUCAUGUGAUAACUGCCCCACAUGACAUCAUGGCGUCAGCAGCGCAGCCAGAACGUAGGAUAUUCGGGGGAACUCAGCGGCUGGGACGUCAGCGAAAGUACUUCUGUGCAAGAGAGGCUUCUGCGAAUGCAGCAACCACUGCAGCAGCGGUUAUUGCAGGGGCAGCUGCGGGCGCGGGCCAGCUGUGCAGUUGGAUCAUGGGCGGUCUUUCUCUUCUGCAUGUAAGUCCGUCUGGUGAAUCCAACGCUCGGCCGCAGCCCGAUAGCGGAAGCCCCGAGCAUGGCAACAAUUCGUUGUUUUAUGAAGCUGACCCCACAGCUGGAGGCUUCCAUUCAGAGCAGUUGGUGGAGGUACCUGUCGUGCGGAGCGCAUCGGUAUCUGUUGCAGCUUCGUCAAUGGACGUUUGUGGCAGCCGCUGUGCGUCAGACCUGACCGAAAGGGUGAUGAUAGGAGGCUCCCACCUGCUUGUUUGGAGCUUCGUGGGCAACAUGAGGGCAUCUGCCUCAUUCUCCCUCGUUCCGCCACCCCCUAGUUUGUAUACAGCAAAGGCUUUCCCCGUGCGGCAGGCAGCACUCUCUCCAGAUGGGGCUCAGCUGCUCGUCGCCGGAAGCCGGGGCUUCGCUUUGUUUGCUUUGUUGCAUCGGCGGUGGCGGCUUCUCUGUAUGGAAAAGCAGGAGGCUCAGCUUCCUACGGGCACCCUUCCCUUAGGCUGGUACACAAAGGACAUCUUCUUCGUAUCGACGCCGGCGUUUGACCCGUAUGACUCUGCUGCAUCGGCAGCAGGUGCUGCAGCAGCACCAGAGCCCCGUAGCGUGCUGAAUGCUCCUGAUGAAGCGCCGCGUUGGCUUCUGCCGCUCGGUACGUUCCAUAGAUUUGAAGCUGCUGUGGCCGCUGCCGUGGACUGUUGCCCUUCCAGGUUUGCAGCUCAUGUUCCGCUGGCGAUUCACGAGAAGACGGCCUGGCUCCAACAACAGCAGCAGCAAUAUCAGCAGCCUGCCUCACGCCUGUGGGGAGCGACUGGGACAGGCAGCGGCUCUAAGGAGCUCUCUGCAAUUGCCGCGGGUGCAGCAGCUCGCGGAACUGGGGGAGGCAGCGGUAGCGGGACCAUGUGGCACUACGCUGUGCUGUUUCUGAGUUGCAGCGAACGGCUGGACCUGCGUUGCCGCAUUGCAGAAAUUAAGCGUCUCCCGGCGAGACCGCAUACAGCGACAGUGCUACCGAGCCUACACCAACAGCAGCUCGCUCGCCCUGCAGCCUCUCUUGGGUUUGCAGCUCAUGUUCCGCUGGCGAUUCACGAGAAGACGGCCUGGCUCCAACAACAGCAGCAGCAAUAUCAGCAGCCUGCCUCACGCCUGUGGGGAGCGACUGGGACAGGCAGCGGCUCUAAGGAGCUCUCUGCAAUUGCCGCGGGUGCAGCAGCUCGCGGAACUGGGGGAGGCAGCGGUAGCGGGACCAUGUGGCACUACGCUGUGCUGUUUCUGAGUUGCAGCGAACGGCUGGACCUGCGUUGCCGCAUUGCAGAAAUUAAGCGUCUCCCGGCGAGACCGCAUACAGCGACAGUGCUACCGAGCCUACACCAACAGCAGCUCGCUCGCCCUGCAGCCUCUCUUGGGUCCCGUUGUUGUUUGUGCCACCAUAGAAGCAACAGUAACGGCAGCUGCUGUAUGGUUUGUAGCGGCCUUGCGGCUUUCUCCUUGCGGAGUCUCGCUGCAGGCAAUACCGCAGAGCCUCUUCUGGCAAUAUACGAUGCUCUGGGAAUCCUAACUGCUUACCAGUUGCAGCAGCCACGGCUGCAGCGCCAACAGCAACCUCGGCAGCAAGAUGUUGUAGCUCUCUGGCAACUUGAUCUAUCUGAUUUCUGCGAUAGCCCACCCCAGCAAAUACGCUUCGUGGGGUGUGCGUGGCUUUUGUUAGUGCUGCUUCAGUCUGGGGCUCUGUUGCUUGUGCGCUUGGGCAUCCCAGGGUCAGGCCACCAUGCGCAUCACAGGAUACACCGCAUUCCCCGCCUCAUUGUAGAGGCGUCUACUGUAGUAGCUGAGGGCGUUACCGGGCUUUGGGUGGGGGCGGAGGCGCAGCUGCAACAACACUAUUUGGUGCCGUCCUCGCGUUGCUGCAUCCUUCGUCCACAGCAGCAACGCCAGAGGCAACAAAAUCAGGAAGUUGGUGGAAAUGGAGUAGGAGAGCCAGCUGCUUGCUGCUGCUCGUGUUUGGCGCGUGCGACGGUGCCUCCACGACAAUCUAACAGAAGAGAACACCAGCAAGAUGUUCCUCAUCAGCACGAGCCUGCAUCGUGUGGCCUGCGCAUGCCAGAGGAGGUUGCAGUUCAGCAAAGCAGCGUACAUUGUUCAGACCCAGAUCGCAAGCCAACCCUGGUAGACGACAAGCUGAAUACCUGCAGCAUAGGACGCAGCAGCAGCAGCAGCAAUAUUAGGGCGGCAGAAGGUGCUGACGUUGAACAGUGUAAAGGAAGGAGUGCUCUGCCAUUGCCACGGCCUCUGUCUAGUAGGAAACCGGCGGCUUCAGUCUCUCAUGCACCACAUUCGGAUAGCCUCCACGGAAACUUGUCAGCAGAAAGAGCGGCAAUAUCACCUCCAUUGGAUGGUUCUCGAGAGCCGAACACCGCAGCAGCGCCACUAAGCCCGCUUCCCCUCCAGAAAAUUGUUGACUUUAAGCGGCCUGUUGCAGUUGUACCCGUGCUACCCAGAUGCCGCACCAACAGCGACCUCUACGAGCUGCAACUCCAGCGUGUGCAGGAACAAGAGCCGUUAACGCACUUGAUGAAGGAAAGGUAUGCUCCGCUUUUACUUCCGGUUCUCACGGCUGAGAGAUCCCACAAGACUGGCAGUGCAUCGCAUCAGGCUUGCAAGGUCUCUGGCAGCACACCUGAGGACGAGGGUGGGAUAGCAGCGAACGGAACGCCAGAACCGCUUAUUCGGCUGGAAGGGUCCCGGCGGUUGCCGCACAGCCGUGGGAAGCUCAGAUUGAAAGUAAGAUGUGUGUUUUGCCGUUAUGACUGCGACGUCUGCUGCUGCUGCAUAGCUGGGUGGCAUCUCUGGGCUCAAACAGCAGCGGGGCUGUUACUGGCUUCCGUUGGGUUUCACUACUCUGGCACCGCAGCAGCAGCGGCGACUACGGAUAUCAGGCCGGAACACGUGCUCGCAGUAACUGACGUACGUUUGCGCUCCGCUUUGGUUCUCCCGGUAGAGGCUCGCCCGCAUCCCCUUCACAUCGUUGGGGUAAUCGGAGAGCUCGGAGUGGCUGUCGCCUGUACCCCCAGCCGCGAGGCAGCGCAUGGAUUUUCAUUGCAAACCCAACCUGCCACUCAGAUACGGCUGCUUCUACAGCCCUUUGCGAAGGGGCUCUUGAAGGGCUUCACCAGCUGCACGGCGAGCACCAACAGCACCUACAGCAACCAAGACAACUGCAAGCGACUUUUUGUUUCAGUGUCAGCGCUUGUGCCUCCGGCUGACCCCAUCACUCUCUUUACCAAGUGCCUGCAAAACGGACUUCUGCAGACAGCUUCGCUUUACUUGCUGCCCAUCCAGACGGCGGAGGGCCCACUUCAGGUGCGGUGUCGCCGUGUGCUGCCCCUUCUCCGUGCUGCGCUAGUAGCAGGAGAUUUCCUUCUAGUGCGGUGUCGCCGCGUGCUGCCCCUUCUCCGUGCUGCGCUAGUAGCAGGAGAUUUCCUUCUAGUUCGCAAAUUGCUGCAUUUUUUCUGGGCUUUUUUUAGGAGGAGGCAUCAUCCAAUGUCUGCUAGGAGGUGGUGCACGGUGCAGCAACAACAGCAUUUGGGGGAUUCUGCAUCCGGAUGUCUCGCGGAUGGCGCAUUGGAGUGGCUUCCGCAUGGGCAGCCUUCGGAGAGUCAGCCGAAAACUGCAUUCAGAAGCCACACACGAAUGAGCCACCAACUCGCACACCUCCGCUCUUUGCUGUGGCGUCCACUACAGGCAGAAGGGUUUUUAGAUUUCCCUGUAGCCGGCAGCACAGGGCAAGCUGGCGCUGAUGGUAGCUUCCACACCAACCCCUGGUUGUCCCGCGUCCCGUUGGAGCUACCGCGUGUGGAUCGUCUACUAGCUGCACGGGUGUAUCAGGAAGUCGAGAUGGCUGUUGCCGCGGCUGCUUGUGGAUUACUACAACAGCAGAAGUGGCUACGACUGUUCGACUUUGCGACGACUUUAGGUCUUGAUCUUCCGGCUUGGCUGAGGGUCCACAGCAACGGCGACUUGUUGCAGCAACUUGACCAACCACAUAAACGAGGAAGCCAGAAACAUAUCUCUGGGACAGACGGGUUGACAUCCUCCCUGACAGCAAAGGCACAGCCGGAAAGAGCAGGGCCUGCAUCUGCGCUUGCAACAGCGGGGGGGACACCAACUGCAGCUCGUCUCUUUUCUGAGGCAGUCUUCUCUUUUGCACAACAGCUUCGCAUUGGCGAUACGUGUGUGUCCUUACGUCUGAAAAGGCCGUUCUUGCACGAAUGCUCUCGAUUACUGGUGGAAAGGAAAUGCAAACGACAGUCUCCUACUUGGAAGGACGAGGUACACGUGGCUGAUACUGGUGCAGAAGUGCUGAAAACAGCUCUUAGGCACUCAAGGAUAUGUACUGCAUAUCUAGUACCCCCGCUGUGCACUAACGGAAACAGGGAGCAGCAGGCUACAGCCGAGAUAGCUCGGUAUCUCGCAAACGUGUUGUUGCUUUCGGGGCAUCCAGCGUACUCUCUGGCACUGGCAGCAGCCGUCCGUGACAGAGACUCAGUAGCAAUCGCCCAAGAGUUCCGACUGGCACCGUUGUACUGGAACAUUAUAGAUGAUUAUACAGACGAAUGA
Eimeria acervulina is the source of this 7818-nucleotide messenger RNA. RefSeq lists its product as hypothetical. The record is from RefSeq and is a predicted model, not a curated record. The coding region runs from base 1 to 7818 and encodes 2605 amino acids. Gene Ontology annotation, cellular component: Golgi membrane; Ric1-Rgp1 guanyl-nucleotide exchange factor complex; cytosol. NCBI's taxonomy places the organism in Eukaryota, Apicomplexa, Conoidasida, Eucoccidiorida, Eimeriidae. The transcript has 13 exons. Gene Ontology annotation, biological process: intracellular protein transport; retrograde transport, endosome to Golgi.